GAUUUAGUAUAUCAGAUCGACACUCUCGAGAAGGCCGUCAAAGCGCGGAAGGCUCCUCUGGAGGAUGAACUGAGCACCUUGCGCCUCAACAUCCAUGACAAGGAGAUGCAGAUGUGGCGCCUGCAGCAUGAAGAGGAGGAGGGUGCAGGUCCCAGCGUCCUGGCAUUUGUGCAAGGCCACGUCUUCACGACAGUGUGUUCGCUGGUGAUCAUCGCGAACAUGGUCGUCAUGGGCAUGGAGUUUCAUGCAGAAGAGAAGAAGGCCUGGUUCGCGUGGGCCGACAAUGGCUUCCUGUGCUUUUAUUGCUUUGAGCUGCUCCUCAAGGUGAUCUACUACCAGCAGAACCUCUUUCUGGGGCGCUGUUCUACCGUGUGGUGGAAUUGGCUGGACGUGAUCAUCGUGAUCAGCGGCCUUUUAGAACAGCUGGUCCUCCCAUCACUGGGCAGCUCAGGGCACUUGCACCUCUCGGGCCUCAGAGGUCUACGGCUCCUAAGACUCGCCCGUGUGGCGCGAGGACUUAAGCUGCUCCGAUAUCUGGUGCAAUCGGAUCUGUCAUGGACAGAGCACCGAGCCUUCGAGAGCUUCAUGAUGGGGGUGAUCAUGCUGAAUGCCAUAGUGAUGUGGCUGGAGCUGGAUUACCCCAUUCCGGCAUGGAAGUGGCUCGAACAUGUACUGCUUGUACUGUAUACCUUUGAGCUCACCGUGAGGGUAGGCUACCAUGGCUGGGCUUAUUUUGUGCAUGAAGACUGGACCUGGCAUUACCUGGACUUCGGCAUCGUCAUGCUUGGGAUCUUUGAGCAAUGGAUGAUUCCCUCAUACCAGUACCUUCAGAGCUUGAUCCAGGGUUCUGCCCAUAGCUCAACAGUUGCAAUGCCUUUGGUCAGGAGCUUGCGAGUGGCUCGCGUGUUCCGAGUCCUUCGUUUGGCCCGGUUGCUGAGGAGUGUAAAGCAGCUUUACAAGCUUAUCAACGGUGUGGUGGAGUCGCUGGCAAGCGUCGGAUGGGUCAUCAUGCUGACUUUUCUGCUCCUCUACUCUGCUGCUCUUGUGUUCACGUCUUUGGUAGGUCAGGGGUACAUAUACAGCGAUCCCACGGACAUUCCAGAUGAAGCGGUGCAGAACUUUGGGACUGUCUGGCGCUCCUUCUUGGCACUCUUCAAGUUGAUGAAUGAUGACCAGUCAGUCGUUGAGCCUAUCAUUACCACGGUCACCGGACAAAUUCUCUUCUACACCUUCAUGAUGCUGUCGAACUGGAUGAUGCUUGCUAUCCUAACCUCGGUGGUCUCAGACAAUAUGAUGAGUGCCUCCAGGGUAAAGGAGGAAGAGGACCGCAAGAAGGCGCAUCUAGAAAACCAGGAGAGGGCCAAACGCAGGAUCAAGACGAUUUUCCACCAGAUGGAUGUUGACCAGGAUGGUUCGAUCUCGGAAAAGGAAAUGCUGAGCCUCCUAUCAGAUCCGAAUCUACAGGCCGAGCUGUGUGAAGCUUCUGGGUUACACCCUGCAGACUUGGUAGAGAUCCUGUAUUGCACCAGCUACAGGACGCCGGAUAAUGACAGGGUGAUUCUCUAUCGCCAAUUCCUGACAAUGCUACAGGACGAGUCAGGACAUGCCAAAGAGCGGUCCAUCUUUAAGGUGCUGGAGAGCAUGAGAGCGAUGGAGUUUCGAUUAGAGAAGCGCUUGAACUGCGCACUCCAAAGUCUGAAUGUGCCUCCAGACGAGCUGGAGGAGCUUCCAUCCCUGAAUCAAGAGCUCGUGCGCACGCGAGAGCUCGAGGAUUCACCGGCACGCAGCUUGGCCAAGCAUCUCUCGCAAACGAACAUGUCGGUGCACCAUAGCAGGUCACGUCUGGGCAUCCCAUCGUCGCUUUCUUCCCUCUAG
Molecule: messenger RNA, 1875 nt
Organism: Symbiodinium pilosum
Lineage: Eukaryota; Dinophyceae; Suessiales; Symbiodiniaceae
Source: the annotation of a GenBank genome assembly